AUGAGUAUCCAACCGGCAUUAAGCUUUUCGGAUGAAGAUAAGGUUGAAACCAUACAGCCCCAUGAUGAUGCUUUGGUGAUCACGCUAAGGAUUGGGGGGUAUGACGUGAAGAGGGUAAUGGUGGACCAAGGCAGUGGUGUUGAGAUUAUGUAUCCUGACUUGUACAAGGGGCUGAAUUUGAGACCCAAAGACUUAAUAGCCUACAAUUCUCCUUUGGUGAGUUUUGAUGGGAAAGUUGUCAUUCCGAGGGGUCAGAUUAGACUACCCAUGCAAGCUAGUUCAGAAGUGGUGGAGGUGGACUUCAUCAUGGUGAACGCUUAUUCCCCCUACACAGCCAUUGUGGCUAGGCCCUGGCUUCAUUCCGAGGGGUCAGAUUAA
This is a messenger RNA of Quercus robur (English oak), 378 nucleotides long. RefSeq lists its product as uncharacterized. The record is from RefSeq and is a predicted model, not a curated record. The transcript has a single exon. NCBI's taxonomy places the organism in Eukaryota, Viridiplantae, Streptophyta, Magnoliopsida, Fagales, Fagaceae. The coding region runs from base 1 to 378 and encodes 125 amino acids.